GAAUUCACCGCGCGCCUGGCGGCGUUUCACGAAACCGGUUCCUCGCCCAACGGCAAGUUCGGGUUUCACAUUACCACGUGCGUGGGCAACUUGCCGCAGUAUUGUGGGUGGGAAGACAGCUGGGAGGUGUUCUUCUCCAAGAGCCUGAAACAGGCUCUCGAGCAUGAGAUCGCUGCCCAGGGGCCGGAUCCUGAGAUUGACAGGCUUGCGCCUAUCAUAUUUGAGACGGUCAUUCCCCGGUUACUGCGGCCACUGGAAACGGAGGGCCGGUCGGUGAAGCCGUCGCUGGUUCAUGGGGAUUUGUGGUAUGCUAAUACGGCUACUGACGCUGAUACUGAUGCGCCUCUUGUUUUUGAUGCUUGCUGUUUUUAUGCGCAUAAUGAGUACGAGCUGGGUCAGUGGCGACCAGUCUGUAACAGGCUUGGGCCUGAAUACGUCAAGACGUACCACUCUUACAUGCGGAUCUCGCCUCCUGAGGAGGACUACGAAGGGAGGCUAGACCUUUACAAACUACGCUUCAACACACAUGUCUCGGCCUUGUUUCCCCAUGAUCGGAAUUACAGGACUCAGUACGACAGCCAUUAA
Thermothelomyces thermophilus ATCC 42464 is the source of this 585-nucleotide messenger RNA. RefSeq lists its product as uncharacterized. The annotation marks the transcript as partial. Lineage: Eukaryota; Fungi; Ascomycota; Sordariomycetes; Sordariales; Chaetomiaceae. The record is from RefSeq and is a predicted model, not a curated record. The transcript has 3 exons.